AUGGCAUAUUUGUUGCAUUAUAUAGGAGUAUGUAAACCAAGUUGGUGGGAAAUGAAGGAUCAUUCGAAUAUGUUUGCAACAUUGAACGGAGCUAUAGUUAGAAUAUAUGGGCCGAUAAUGUUAAUUGCUCUAACAAUGAACAUUAUUCUGAAUUAUAAAAAGUAUUCUUUUGAUACUCUUGGUAUAAUGUUUGCAGUAUGGCCGGUAGCGUUUGUCACUAACGUCAAAUUGUUAUCAUCGAUAUUCAUAAAAAGUUACAAGAAAGUUCUUGGCGAGUUCUUUGGCAAGAUACAUGUAUAUAAUUACUACAAACGUACAAAUGAUCCGUUCGCAAAAGUGAAGUUACUACAGGUUGAAAGAAAUACUAGGUUAACCGGAUUUUUCAUAGGGAUCAUAUUAUUUAUGGACUGGUGUUUAUGGUUUACUGUACCAAUCAUUAACAACAUAUCCAACCAGGAACUUGUUAAGAACAAAACUGUAAGACUACAAACAUGCUUGUAUUUGUGGACACCCUUCGAUUAUGGAUACAAUUAUAAUACGUGGGUAUUAAUGCAUAUUAACAGUGCUCUAUCAACUUUGUACGGAUGCUCUGGUAUUACAGUUUUUGAUACAAUGAAUUUAGCCAUAAUUUUUAAUUUGAUCGCUCACAUUGAGAUAUUUAAGAACAAUAUUAAAGUACGAUUCCAUAAGAAAUUAAACCAGGAGGAGAUGAGAUUUGAAUUAAUUGAAAUGAUCAAAUAUUACGCAUUUAUUACAGAAAAAUUUAAAGACAUCCAGUCGGCGUUUGGUAUUAAUGUAGCUGGGAAUUAUUUGCAAAACUUAUUUGAAGACAGUUUAUUAUUAUACGAGUUGAUGUUCAUGCCCAAAAGUGACAGGAUGCUAUUUGGUCUAAUGUUUUUGGUAUAUGUGGGAGAGUUGGUCAUUAUGUCAUUUGUAUUGGAAGAAAUUCGUCGGCAGAGUGAAGAUAUAGGAGAGGUUGUGUAUUGUAAUAUACACUGGGAAGAAAUGUCAACGUCUAAUAAGAAAAUCUUUUUGCUCUUUCUAUCACAAGUUCAACCUACAAUGACGUUUAAAGCUGCUUGUGGAUUAACUGCUGGCGUGAAGCCUAUGAUUUCGAUACUUAAGUCUACUUUCUCGUAUUACAUAAUGCUGAAAUCAAGCGUGAAAUCAUAG
This is a messenger RNA of Achroia grisella, 1173 nucleotides long. RefSeq lists its product as uncharacterized. Bases 1 to 1173 code for a protein of 390 amino acids. Gene Ontology annotation, cellular component: plasma membrane. NCBI's taxonomy places the organism in Eukaryota, Metazoa, Arthropoda, Insecta, Lepidoptera, Pyralidae. The record is from RefSeq and is a predicted model, not a curated record. The transcript is spliced from 7 exons. Gene Ontology annotation, molecular function: olfactory receptor activity; odorant binding. Gene Ontology annotation, biological process: detection of chemical stimulus involved in sensory perception of smell; sensory perception of smell.